Messenger RNA from Armigeres subalbatus, 985 nucleotides. RefSeq lists its product as uncharacterized. Lineage: Eukaryota; Metazoa; Arthropoda; Insecta; Diptera; Culicidae. The coding region runs from base 176 to 658 and encodes 160 amino acids. The transcript has 2 exons. The record is from RefSeq and is a predicted model, not a curated record.
UAUUGCCGAGGCCGAAUCUAUAGUAAAUUCUAGACCGUUAACUUCAAUUCCUCUAGAAAGCCCCAGCCAGGAAGCACUAACUCCGAAUCACUUUAUCCUGUUGAGCUCGAACGGUGUCAUCCAGCCUCCAACAACACUAGCGGAACCAACAAGAGUGACCCGUACCAAUUGGAACAUGGCUAGGCAGCUUAUGGAUCAAUUCUGGCGUCGAUGGAUGAACGAAUAUCUGCCGACUCUCGCUAAUAGGACCAAGUGGUUCGGCGAGACGAAAAACCUGGAAAAGAACGAUCUCGUGCUGAUUGUAAACGAAGGUCAACGCAACGGAUGGUUGAGAGGCCGGGUCAUAACGACGAUCCCUGGACGCGAUGGCCGGAUUCGUCAGGCUUGGGUACAGACAACGGAAGGCGUGUUCCGGCGACCAGUUUCCAAGCUGGCAGUACUCCAGGUGCAAGGUAAUGGUAACGCAGAGUCGGUAGGUACACCGGAAGUGCGUCACGGGUCGGGGGAUGUUGCGACCACUGGCAGCACGGCCAAUAUCCCUCCGGCAAUCCGGCUCUCUCAACAAAGGGAUACCGUCAACGUCAACCGUCAACCUCGACAGCAGCGAAACGAAUGUCAUGGAAUAGCGAAAACAGAUGAUAACAAAGUGAUGCUUUGAUAACGUGGCUCCUAUAUGAAUAUUGUAGUUUCGUAAAUUGAAUUCAUAAACGUAAUAAUAUUAUUUUUCACUGGUAUUUCGCUUCUGAACUUGAUCUACUUUCCUGUUAGCAAUACUGUAACCUAAAAGUAGGAGAUCGACAUCCCAGAAUUUAUAGAAGUGAAACUUAUAUUAUUGGUCAGGUUCCGGUAUUCUUACUACUGGCACUGUAAGUAGGAUUUGUUCUAUACCAGCAAUUCGGUGUUUCUCAUAACUAUGUUGUAAUUAGGUCUAGUACAUUACCUUACUGGAAAAGGCGCAAAAAUCAGCUGAGCUUGAAUACGUAGA